This is a messenger RNA of Hemibagrus wyckioides, 2134 nucleotides long. It is a transcript of the gene rhof, whose product is annotated as ras homolog family member F. Gene Ontology annotation, molecular function: GTPase activity; GTP binding. The record is from RefSeq and is a predicted model, not a curated record. Gene Ontology annotation, biological process: cell migration; small GTPase-mediated signal transduction. Bases 368 to 982 code for a protein of 204 amino acids. The transcript has 5 exons. NCBI's taxonomy places the organism in Eukaryota, Metazoa, Chordata, Actinopteri, Siluriformes, Bagridae.
AUAAUCAGUGUUACUCACUUCACCUUUUAUUGUGAGUAAUCAUUGUGUGUGUGUGUGUGUACUAUGCAGUGUUCAUGAGAGCGAGACAUUUUUCUUGAUUGAUUGGUAUGUGCGUGUGUGAAGGGCGUGAUCCUGAAACUGCUCUGCUCUCAUGUGGUGGAGGGGGGGUAGUGCACACACACACACACACAGACACGCGCAUUCGUUUGGUUUGAAGUUACUACUGUAGGUGGGUAAAGCUAGUGCGUGUGAAGAAAUAUCUCAUGCUGUCAGGAGGAAGCGGAAAGCUUGUGGUGUGAUAUAUCUGAGCCGGCUCUGGGAGUGUGUGUGAGUGUGUCCUCAUGGUUCUGCUGGUCCAAAGAAGGACAUGACGCAGAACAGUUCUGCUAACGGACAGCAGGUGAAGAUCGUGAUCGUAGGGGAUGGAGGCUGUGGGAAAACCUCUCUGCUGAUGGUGUAUGCUAAAGGAGAUUUCCCUGAGACUUAUGCUCCAUCAGUGUUUGAAAAGUACAUGACAACAGUGAAACAUGGUGGGAAAGAGAUUCAGCUGAACCUGUAUGACACAGCAGGUCAGGAUGAUUAUGACCGGUUGAGGCCGCUCUCCUACCAGGAUGCAAAUCUCAUCCUGGUGUGUUAUGACGUCACAAACCCGACCAGCUACGACAAUGUGUUAAUAAAGUGGUAUCCAGAGGUGAAUCAUUUCUGCCGUGAUGUCCCUGUGAUUCUGAUUGGCUGUAAGACAGAUUUAAGAAAGGACAAAGAGAAGAUGAGGAAACUGAGAGCGCUUGACCUCGAACCAAUCACAUACAUUCAGGGAGAGGAGACACAGAGGCAGAUGAAUGCUACACUCUACCUAGAAUGUUCAGCUAAACACCGUGAGAACGUAGAAGAUGUUUUUAAAGAAGCCACUAAGCUGGCCUGGGAUCACUGUCGCAAAUCACGGCAAGCCCGAAGGAAGCGGAGGAAGUGCCAUAUAAUGUAAUAACAACAGAAGCACAUCGUCCUUUAGUUCGUGUAGCUUUAAUAUUUUCAUUUGAAUGACUGUGUAAAGACUCAGGGAAUUAAGUCAUACAUUGUAAUUAGCGUUUAUUAUAAUGGAGAAGGUCAGAAGAUAUGCUGCUAUCGGCACAUUAGCAUAUUAAUGCAAAUUAAACCAAGUGUCCUUUUACACGCUAGUGAACGUUCACUAGCACAGAUUGUACCACUUGCACAUAUUAUUGGGAAUUGAGUUCUCUCACAUCACAAACCUGAAAUACACAAAGUCUGGUGUUUUAUAUCUCAUGUUAUUAUGAUCAGAUGAUAGGGUUCAUUCUGUGGGGCGGGUGUGUUGAUGUGGUUAAGGUGUUUGGCUACUGAUCAGAAGGUUAUGAAUUCAAAUCCCAGGUCCACCAAGAUGAGACCUUCUGGGCACCUGAACAAAGCCCUUAACCCUCACUUGCUCAGAAUGAGAUAAACUGUAAGUUGCUCUGGAUAAGGACAUGCCAGAAAUGUAAAUAACAUUUAGCACUGCUACUAGUGAGGUCCCGAAUCUGAUCUACAUGACCGUUAACCAGUACAAAGAAAGCACAUUUUCUUUUGGAUGGUUAACUGAUCAGUAGGUUCUUUCUGGACCGACCUUUUUUUAUUUUAUUUUAUUUGCUUCACCAAAAAUGAGCAGCCAUGUGGAAGUGGAUGAGGGAACACAGUAAAGGUGUAGCAGGCUCAUUUGCUGCUGUCUAAUUCUGGCACAGUUGGUGCAGUGUUGAGUCACACUGCAUGGACAUUUAACACUGCCACUAUACUGCACUGGCUCAUGUACUUUCUAGGAAUAUCUAGAACCACAGCACCACCUAGUGGGUCAUUAUUGUGUCUGACCAAUCAGAAACUCAAAUUUCAUCAUGUGGCUUUAUCUUCACCAUUCAAACGCCUUCCUGGACUGAAGCCCCGCCCAAAACAAUGAUCAGUAUCUGAAAAAUUUAGCAAUAUUUGUUUAAAAUUUUUACAUGGGAAUCAUAGGUCUAAUUAUUGAUUAUUAUAUUAUUGAAUUUUUUGUAAAACAAUAUUAACUGCAUAUUGUUCUACAUAAAGCUGUCUGGUAUAUUAUUAUUAUUAUUAUUAUUAUUAUUAUUGAUAUUGUAAACAGGUAUUAUAUAAU